Messenger RNA from Mytilus californianus (California mussel), 8515 nucleotides. Its product is annotated as vitellogenin-1-like. The transcript is spliced from 29 exons. The record is from RefSeq and is a predicted model, not a curated record. Bases 1 to 7812 code for a protein of 2603 amino acids. Gene Ontology annotation, biological process: lipid transport. Gene Ontology annotation, molecular function: lipid carrier activity. Lineage: Eukaryota; Metazoa; Mollusca; Bivalvia; Mytilida; Mytilidae.
AUGUAUCAUGCAGACUUUAAAGCAUUUUCACCAAACAGAGAAUAUGUCUACGAAUAUGAAGCUCAGUUGGCAACUGGAAUGCCGGGAGGUAGCAAGUUGUAUUCUGGGCUGAAAGUCAAGUCGGAUGUCCGUUUCCAGUUCCAAACAGUCUCCAGAGUCACUAUGAAGAUGGAUAAAGUUUAUCUUUAUAAACUAAACGGCUUGGUUGAAAACGAGAACCCUACAAGGGAACAACUCUCUGUUUAUGAAGAACUCAGUGGUCCAGAAGCUACAUGGAUGAUGGACUAUCUUAUUAAAUCUAUGACGUUCAAGUACAUUAAAGGACAUGUACAAGAGAUUAAGGGUGAGAGUGAUGACAAUGCUUGGUCCAUAAAUGUAAAGAAAGGUAUACUGAGUUUACUAGAAAUGAAUCUCGAGGAGAGGAUGUCAGUCAGCAGUAAAGACCGUUUGGUGGAACUUAAUCGUAAUAGAUUUUCCCCAACAGACUUCUAUACUGUCAUGGAGCCAAGUGUUGUUGGUGACUGUGAAACAACAUACAAUCUUGAAACAGAUAUCCCCAAUGAUGGCCAACAUUACAUGUACCUGACUAAAGUCAAGAACUAUAAACGUUGUCUGGAUCGUCCUGUAUAUACCAGGUCUUAUUUCAAUGCAAUGAAAUGUGCACAGUGUGAAAAUGAAAGGACUGAACCAUUCAAAUCAGCAUCCCAGAUCAGAUACGUACUGAAAGGAGACAAACGGAGGUUCCUCAUCCAAAGUGCUAUAGCAGAAAGCCAGCAUGUAUUUACACCGUAUUCAGCCGAAGGUGGAAAUGUUGCUACUUAUAUAAAUCAGACACUGGUGUUGAUCAACCAAGAAGAAAUCCAAAAUCCAAUCGCCGGCCCACGUAAUCCACAGAUUUAUACCAAUGGACUUCAAGCUGAUGUAGAUGAUAUGCCGGACCAGGCAGAGAAACCACUGACUAUGCAGCCAUAUUUAGAUCAAAAACCAAAACGAACACCAUCAGAAGUCAAACAAUUAAUUUCAAAGUAUCUGGACAUGAUUGUUGCUUACUCAAAAGAUGAAGUCGAACAACAGGCGACGUCAGUGACUUUUACGUUGGCCGAUGAAAUAAGGCGAGCUGACGCAGAUAUUUUACGGUCUGUUUGGGAGGAAUAUGGAGAAGGUACUGAUAAGUCAGCUAAUGCCGACAAAUACUAUAAGAGAGAAAUUUUAUUAGAUAUUUUACCAAUGACUGGAACGCCAGCAGCUUUUGAGGUUUUGUCUGACUACAUCAGAAAGGCUAAAACCCGACCAGAAAGAAUGUCAGUCGCCAUCAAUGCCUUCACUGUCACGGCCUAUCCCGAUAUCAAUAUUGCCAAAUAUCUGUUGGAAAUGGUGCGUGACAAAUAUGUCUGGAACACAGAACCCCUACGUCAAUCCACAUACAUGUGUCUGGGCGCUUUUGCUGAUAGGAUUAGAGUUGAAAAGGACAAGCUGAACAAAAAAUUGUUACAGAAGGAAAAACAGAUAAAGGCACUUCGGGAUGUGGAGAAUAGGAAAUACGUACGUUCUCAGUUUCAAUCUAAGCUCACAGAUGUCCAAGAUCAACUGGAACAAACUUCUGCAGUCUUCUCUAAACUGAAAAUGGAAAUUUUAAAGGAAGUGAGAUUAUUGAUGAAAUCGCAGAACCCUGAGGACCUUAUUCUGGCUUUAAAAACUAUUGGAAACGCCGGAUAUCCUGAUUUUAUUUCUGACAGUAAAUCUAUUUUAGAAGACAAAUCAAAAUCACAAAUUAUACGUGCACAAGCUAUUUACAGCUUAAGGAAAAUAACUGCUUACUCACCGGAAGCUGUUAGGGUUUUGCUAUUGCCGUAUUUCUUCGACCAUCAAGAGGUUGAAGAAGUGAGAAUUGCAUCGUAUUUGUUAAUAGCUGGUAUCAGUCCAUCUAGGCCAACACUUGAACUGAUUGCUCAAUCAUUGUACAGAGAACCCAAUCCUCAUGUUGGUACAUUCGUGUACACACACUUGGAACAAUUGUCCAACUCAACCCAUCCUUGUCUUAUGUCUUGGGCAAAGAAUGCCACGUUUGCUUUGCGAUUUGCCAAGAAAUUUAGCCCCAGUUGGCACUACUCUCGAUUUUUCCACCUUUCGUCAUUCAAUGAUGAUACUAAAUUAGGUGGUGCUUUGGAGUUUGGUUACGUAUCCUCUCCCCAAGAAUUUAUCCCUCGCAGUGGUGCAAUUCAUGGAAACAUGCAUAUCCUGGGUUAUUCUACAAACAUUAUGGAGGUUGGAUUUAAUACUGAAGGUCUCCAGAAAAUGAUUAGUAAACUACUUGGUCCUUACAGUAAGCUAGCUAGAAGUCAAUCUGUUUUUGAAUUACUUAAGUCACAAAGUUCAAGCCAGUCAAAGAAAAGUGGAAAACAGUCCGUUCCUUCACCAGAGAAGCAGUCUUAUCAAAGUAAACAACAAUCCCAGGAAAGCAGGCAACCAUCUGACCAAAUCCCAGAAAGUGUUAGAGAUAUACAUAGAAAAUUAAAAGUAGAACAGAGACGACCGCCAAACUUAAAGGGACAUAUCUAUUUCAAACUCUUUAACAAUGAAAUUAGGUAUUUUGAUUUGGAAGAAUCCAUGCUACAAAAUGUCAUUCAAAAAGGAUUGGCUUCAGACAAGAGUGACCCCCAAAAUGGUUUUGAUGUUGAUUUUUAUAAAUCAGCUGUGCAUAUCGAUGGCCAAUACAGUUGGUUUACCGAGAUAGGAUUCCCCAUUCAUUUCAAAGUUAAAAGUUCUGCAACUUCAAAAGUAAAUGGUAAAUGGUCCUUAGGACAAACACUAAAAGGAAGUGCUCAACAAUCAGAAGCCAGAUUCGACAUCGAUCCAAGCAUGGCAUUCCAAAUGAGAGGAGUUGUAGAGGCUGAUUUUUACUAUUUCAAGAGCGGUGCUACAAUAACAUCACAAUUCCAGUCGGCCUCACCAUUGUCCUUCUCCGUAUCAUUAAAUCCUAACACAGGAGACUUUUUCACAAAGAUGGACAUGAAGAAUAUGAAAGAGAAUUUCUUCCAUAGCGAGAUUAGUCCUACGUUCUUUGUAGAGAGUCAUUACAUUGGCACAAGUAAAGUUCCAUAUGCAGACCUUAAAUAUGUGGAUAAAAUGAACGACGCAGAAGUUAUGCCAUUUGACUACCAUUAUGGAAAGUAUGAACUAGGCUUCACAUACGAGAUGAAAGGACAAAGAGUUACUAGAAAUUUCUUCCCACGAUUGCCCUUUUAUCCAUUUUGUGGAAGAAAUCAGAUGUUUAUGUCCUUUAAACCAGGAGUUAACCCGCCGGAAUUCGCAGAAUUUCAAUUCAAAUAUUUAACUAAAUUAUCAGAUCCAUCGAUAGACAGAAGAACGGACACAAGUUCUGAAGAAAGUCAAGCGGGUCAAACUAGCCAGGAACAAGAUAAAAAUAAUCCACCAAAUGGAAUUUGGUCAAACCUCAAGAGUUAUAUUUUUGGUGCAAAUACAGAGAGUGAAGAGUCAAUAUCAUCACAACCUCGUCAGAAUACACAGCAACAAUCACUACAAAUUAACAGCAGAUCCCAACAACAACGAUCUCAACAAAGUAUUAGUGACUCCAAGCAACAAUCACAACAAAGCAGUAGUGAUCCCCAACAACAAUCACAAGAAAGUAGUAGUGAUCCCCAACAACAAUCACAAGAAAGUAGUAGUGAUCCCCAACAACAAUCACAAGAAAGUAGUAGUGAUCCCCAACAAAAAUCACAACAACGUUCAGGUAUCGAAUUGUCAAGACAAGAACGUCGACAUCAGUCUUCCAGCAGUUCUCCAGCAUGGUAUGGAUUUGGUGUUCGAUGGGUUGGCGUUGGAAGUAAACCAGAACGAUGGGCACAGUUUGAAGGAUACUAUCAACGAAAUCCAACAAAAAGACAACAUAGUUUUAAUUUCCAUUAUUUACGUACUGCUUUCCCAGAGAUAGAACAACAUUCAUACAAUGUCGAAGUCAAGGGGACAUUUGAAUAUCCAGAUAUGGAAAUAGAACCUUCGGAUCUGUUGAGCCCAUCAUAUCAGAGAGAAAACCAAAGACUUAUCCAGAGAUUUUUGCAAAGGCACGGCGAGGAAGCUAUGGAUCAAAUGUUGAAAUUAGAGUCAGUGCGGGGAAAAGAUAAUCUAUUUGACUUGCUGUCAAACCCUAAGCAUUGUCAGAGAGAUCUUGUCGAAGAAGUAGUGCAGGAAAAUAAGAGGUCUUCCGACCCAAAAAUGCAGCAGUUGAUUAAACUGGAAGAAAACCAAAAACAAGUUUCACAACAGCUUCAAAGCUUUGUGAAGCAGAGACAUAAUGUAUUGGAUUCGUCCAGUAAAUUACAAAAAUCGAACAAUUUGAUAGAAAAACUAUCGUCUAUUAACGACGAAGCAUCAAAGCAAUUAGAAAAAAUACCAGACAAUUCAAAGAAAGACAUACUUUUGAAGAGUAUUGUCCUAAGGCAACAGGAAAACCAGAAACGUCUGAUGAUGAUCAAGAAAAGUUUGCAAAGUCAUUUAGACAAACAACAAAGACAAGCACUUAAUCUUAAGGUACAGGGCUCUGGACAGGAGGUUCAAAAAUUACUUCAAAAACAGUCACAAAAAGAGCAAAGUGGUUCAAAGAAUCCUAAACCAUUAGUAAUGAAAGAAUUUCAAGCAGUAAAACAGGAACAGGCAAAAAUAAUGGGAAAAGUAUCAGGUUCACCAAAGAAGGUACCAAAACAAGCACUUCGACAGGUCUUACAGAUGACAGAUCAUUUAUUACACCAGAUUGUUACCCAGCACAAUGUAAAAGAAAACCAAGAACAGGCUCUUGUGUUACUCAGUGUUUUGAUUCAACAUCAGCAGAUAGCAGAAGCUAUUAAGCAAGCCACUCAAAAUCCUUUAGACCAGUCCAGUGACAAAUCAAUGGAAAGUAGCGAGAAUGAUAGUGUAGAAUCAAUUGUAGGUAAGCCUCAAUUGAAAGAACUUAUAGACAGACUUCAAGAUCAGAGUCGCGCUAUUUCUCUAGUUGAUCAAAUGAGAAAACUGGAAAAAGAUAUUUAUCAAAUGCAAAAAUCCAAUUCACAAAAUGAUAUACAAAUUGUGACAGAACUUAGCAAAUUACGUUUGAGACAAAUUCACAUUGGCUUAUCCCUCCCGAAAUUGGCAAGAUUGGAUGAGAAAGAAGCCAGAAACGUUGUAAACAAACUUGAAGAAAUAUCUAAUGAGGUGGCCCAGAAAGCAGACCAAGUCAAACAUUAUAGUCCUGCUGUGGACCAAGUGAAAACAAUAAGUCAGUCGCAAAUACAACUGUUAGAUAAGGUUCAGAAUAUAAUACAGAAUAACCAAGAGAAGAGUCUGCGAGACAGAAUACAAGGCGAUAAACUUAUCAAUAUGGAUGUGUUAAAUAGAUUGACAAAGAGAAUAGAGAAGUCAGCACAGAGGAGUGUUCCACAAGCAGUAUUCACAGUUUCGAAAUUGAUGGGUGAAAUUCAACUCGAACAACAAUCCGUUGAAGAAUUAGUAAAACAGCUGGGCCCUAGUAAGGGAGGUCAACACAUUGCUGAUAUUUCCAAUGAAAUUAUUCAGAAAGCAAAACAAAUCGUAGACACAAUUUCUAAACAACCUAAACAACCAUGGCAACCGCAUUAUUUGGAGCAUGUAAGUGAAAUGGUCCAAAAACAAGAUAAAAUCUUACAAGCUAUAGAAAGGGACACACAACGUAUAUCAUCUUCAGAAAAACAACAGCUUAAGCGCAUUUUACAGAGGCAACACCAAGAACUUCGUGAAAUAAAGGUUUCCAUUGACAGACAAGUUAGGAUAGGUUUAUCAUCGAGGAAACAACAAUCAUCUUCGACGUCUGAGGAAAUGCAGCCAAUCACACAAUCUGAUAGUUCAAAAUGGUCAAGUCCUCGUUCAAACGAACAACAACGAGUUGAUGUUCCCUCUGAGGUAGAGCACCUGAUUAAAGAAAUACAGCAAAAGUUGAAACAGAUAAAACAGCAAAUAUCUCAAAUUUCAAAUAAAAAGAAAUCACAAUUAAUUAAAGAAUCGAUCAGAUUAACAAAGGAAGCUGUUGCUGUUGUGUCUGCUCAUUCGCAGAUAAGGAUACCAGAAAAUCAACUCCGUCAAAUCAAUGAAAUUCAAAAAACGCUCCAGCUGAAGAUUGGUCAAGGUGUCGAUUCAUCAGACGAGAAAAGCUUGCAACGUAGACAAUCAAGCGAAUUGAAGGUACUAAAAGAUGAACUCAAACAACAGAUGCGUCAUCAACAUGCUUUGAAAGAAAGUGUACAAAGCUCCGAAGAAGCAUAUGAGAGUAAUGAACAAUACAGAGAACUGCAGGAGAUGCCGAAACAGUCAGCAGAUAAUCAGAUGUUUCUGAACAUGGACAUCACAUUUGGAUACAAAGGCCUUCUUCAUAAGCAUAUAACCUUACAGGGUGUAGCUGCUAAGUCAAUGGCCCAAUUGCAAUGGGAAGCUAGGCAGACAUCUCCACAAAAAGACGAUUUAGUACGAAGAUAUCUGGAAGAAAAGGACAAUCCAACAGCUAAAUCAGAGCAGGCAUACAGAGACCUUAAACGGGAACUAAACAUGUUCCGACAUUAUCAUUUUAAUGUGAAAUAUGUCAUGACCGACUUCGAGCCAUUUUAUCGUAUGAUGUAUUGGCGCUUCCAAGAAUAUAUGAAAUUCGCUUUGUAUAAAUAUGGUGAAUUUUAUAUGCCAAAGGAAACCGCGGAUCAAAUUGAGUUUAUGUUUGAUCUGCACAGAAAUAAUAAACAGAUGGACAUAUCUCUGUUCACACCAUAUGAAACGGACAAAUUUCAUGGUGUUUAUCUUCCUUGGAUGGUCUUUAUGGAAAUGUUCUACAGAGCAGAUAGCAUCAAACUGCCCAAGAGUGUACCUCAAAAAGUGCCAUUAUUUGGUGCAUCUCAGAAACUGCCAGGUGAAUGUGAACUCCGCCAGGGGUCAGUUAGAACAAUGGAUGAGCAUGUUAUGGAAUUACCUGCGACAAGGUCUUGUGACGUUAUUCUGGCCAUGGACUGCUCUCCAGCUGCUAAAUAUGUGGUAAAAGCCAGGAGUGAGAAUCGACAGAAGAGGGUUGUAACUGUGAUUGCUGGGGAAUCAAGAGUGGAAGUUGUAAAAGACGUCAGCAUUAGUGUCAAAGUUAAUGGUCAGCAGCAGCCAUUAUCACAGGAUAAAUCAGUAAUAGUUCAAGCACAAAAUGGAAAACCAAGGAAGCAGGAUGUAGUUAAAGUUACCCAAGAAGGAGAAGAUGUGAAGAUUUCUUUACCUCAAGAAGGAAUCCGAGUCAUGGUGUUACAAGAUCAAAUCAAAGUUCAGGCAUCUCCAUUCCAGUAUUCCAGACUCUGUGGAAUCUGUGGCAAUUACGAUGGCAUCCAACAAAAUGACCGGGAAAAUCCACAAAGACUACAACAGAGGUCACCUAGCUGUUUGUUAGCAGAUAAUAUAUUACCUGAUGAUAAGUGCAAUGUUCAACCGAUCAAAGACCAAUGCAGUAAAGAACAGCCACAGUCUCCUGAUGCAUGUAAACCCGUCCAAAGGCAACUUGUAAAAACACGGCAACAAAAUGGUAAAAGUCAGGUUUGUUUCUCAGCUGAACCUGUAAAGGAAUGUAAACCAGCUUGUAAGGAAAUCAGACCAAGAGGAAAACGUGUAUCAAUGAAGUGUUUAGAUCAAGAAAAUAGAAACGCCCAGAUUCUUCUCACUCAUAGCCAUCAUCGUCCUCUACCCGAGAUUGAAUCUAUCUCUGUGCCUCAACAGAACCGAUUUGUAACUGAUGUUAAGGAACCUUACAGCUGUUCUAGAAAUUAAUCAUCAAAUGGAAACCUACUUUUUAAACGACCCAAGGACUCUUUACGAUUUUUUCUGUUCUGCUAAGCUUGAAACCCAGUGAUUUGUAUGUACUUUGUUUAUAAAAGUUUUUCUUUUAUUAUUUUGCUUCUUCAUUGCUUUUUACCUACCAGGUUGUUCACUUGUCAUUUAUUUGCAAGUAAAUUAUGGUGGUGCAAAAUGUUACAUAUGGUUCUAUAUAAAGUAUCAUAAUGUUUCUGAACUGAACAUGAAUUGAUCUGAUUAGUUAUAGUAUUUAUGACAUUCAUUUUGAGCGAUAUAAAUAGGGCAUUAAAUAAGAGGUGUUUUGUAUCUUUUUACAUCACAAAUCCUCAUUAGAGUAUUGUUUUUUUCUGCUUAUACAAGUUGUAUAUAUAUAUAUAUAUUUGUUUGCUUAUUUUUUUGGAUUAAUUUUUGUUUUAUUUUUUUAUGGUUUCUUUUUCCAAUUUACUGUCAAAUUUUUUAUAAAGCAUCGUUUAUAUUCCGAUGAUCUGCUUUCCAUUUUUUGGAGUAGUAUCAUGAUUGUAUUUACUGUUACCUCUUACUAUAAUAGUACUGAUAUUUUCAAUGAUUUUAGAGUCAGUCGAUGUAAACCAGUAAGUUUUAAACAAGUAUCCUCAGGAUAACAUGCUUUAUAUGGGUUUCUAUUGUAUAUAGCUUUCAGCAAAUAAAGCAUGCAGCAUUU